AUGGCAUCCGAACAACAGAAUCCUCUGCCAGCCCACCUGGACCCUGCAACGUAUCCCCGUACCCAGCACAACCCAACAAAAAACAUCCACCUAACAUUAACCUACACACCCCUCGACGUGAACACCUACCUCGCACAAACAUCUUCCCCAAAAGCCGGCGCGAACGUUCUAUUUCUCGGCACAACACGCGACACAUUUGAAGACCGCCCUGUCUCGCAGCUCAGCUACACAUGCUACCCACCUCUAGCUUUGAAAACGCUGACGGCUAUCGCCGAAGCUGCUAUCGAGACACACCAGCUAAUAGGCGUGAGCAUUGCGCAUAGAAUGGGUGUUGUGCCGAUUGGGGAGGCGUCGAUUGCUAUUGCGAUUAGUGCGGGACAUCGGGGUGCGGCUUGGAGGGCUGGAGAGGAGGUGCUUGAGGCUUGUAAGGAGAAGGUGGAGAUUUGGAAGAGAGAGGAGUUUGUUGAUGGGGGGAUGGAGUGGAGAGCUAAUGCUGAUCGGGAUGCGGAGGGGAAAUUGGUUUCUGGGGAUGGUUCUUGA
Molecule: messenger RNA, 540 nt
Organism: Penicillium pulvis
Lineage: Eukaryota; Fungi; Ascomycota; Eurotiomycetes; Eurotiales; Aspergillaceae
Product: molybdopterin synthase catalytic subunit
Exons: 1
Coding region: 1-540 (179 amino acids)
Biological process (GO): Mo-molybdopterin cofactor biosynthetic process
Cellular component (GO): cytosol
Molecular function (GO): molybdopterin synthase activity
Source: RefSeq, a predicted model, not a curated record